GUCCCAGGAUGUCUAGCUUCUGAUACUAAGGAGCCCUUUCAGAUCCAGGGACUGAAGGGUUAUUACUGUGGUGCUAGAGCUAUGCAGCUGGAGCAUUGUCUUUCUCCCUCUAUCAUGCUCUCCAAGAAAUUUCUCAAUGUGAGCAGCAGUUACCCACAUGCAGGCGGAUCUGAGCUUGCCUUGCAUGAUCAUCCCAUUAUCUCGACCACUGACAACCUGGAGAGAAGUUCACCUUUGAAAAAAAUUACCAGGGGGAUGACGAAUCAGUCAGAUACAGACAAUUUUCCUGACUCCAAGGACACACCAGGGGACGUCCAGAGAAAUAAACUGUCUCCCGUCUUGGACGGGGUCUCCGAGCUUCGUCACAGUUUCGAUGGAUCUGCUGCAGAUCGCUAUCUGCUCUCUCAGUCCAGCCAGCCCCAGUCUGCUGCCUCUGCUCCUAGUACCAUGUUCCCUUACCCCAGCCAGCAUGGACCUGCUCACCCAGCCUUCUCCAUCGCCAGCCCCAGCCGCUACAUGGCUCACCAUCCUGUGAUCACCAACGGAGCUUAUAACAGCCUCCUGUCCAACUCUUCUCCACAAGGCUACCCCACGGCGGGCUACCCUUACCCUCAGCAGUAUGGCCAUUCCUAUCAAGGAGCACCUUUCUACCAGUUCUCCUCCACUCAGCCGGGGCUAGUUCCCGGCAAGGCUCAGGUCUACCUGUGCAACAGGCCACUCUGGCUGAAAUUUCACCGGCACCAGACGGAGAUGAUCAUCACGAAGCAGGGGAGGCGCAUGUUCCCUUUCCUAAGUUUUAAUAUUUCUGGCCUCGACCCCACGGCUCACUACAAUAUUUUUGUGGAUGUAAUUUUGGCGGAUCCCAACCAUUGGAGAUUUCAGGGAGGCAAAUGGGUUCCUUGCGGCAAGGCGGACACCAAUGUACAAGGAAACCGGGUAUACAUGCACCCCGACUCCCCUAACACGGGAGCCCACUGGAUGCGCCAGGAAAUCUCCUUUGGGAAACUAAAACUAACAAACAAUAAAGGAGCAUCAAACAACAACGGGCAGAUGGUGGUUUUGCAGUCCCUCCACAAGUACCAGCCCCGCUUGCAUGUGGUGGAGGUGAACGAAGACGGGACGGAGGAUACCAACCAGCCGGGCAGAGUGCAGACCUUCACCUUCCCCGAGACUCAAUUCAUAGCCGUCACCGCCUACCAAAACACCGAUAUCACACAGCUGAAAAUAGACCACAACCCUUUCGCAAAAGGCUUCCGAGACAAUUAUGACACGAUCUACACGGGCUGCGACAUGGACAGGCUGACGCCUUCCCCCAACGACUCGCCCCGUUCGCAGAUUGUGCCUGGGGCCCGCUACGCCAUGGCCGGCUCCUUCCUCCAAGACCAGUUCGUGAGUAACUACGCCAAGUCCCGCUUCCACCCCGGGGCAGGAGCGGGCCCGGGGCCCGGCGCCGACCGCAGCGUGCCCCACACCAACGGGCUGCUCUCCCCACAGCAAGCCGAGGAUCCGGGGGCCCCCUCGCCUCAGCGCUGGUUCGUCACCCCCGCCAACAACCGCCUCGACUUCGCUGCCUCCGCCUAUGACACGGCCACCGACUUCGCCGGCAACGCGGCCACGCUGCUUUCCUACGCGGCCGCUGGCGUCAAGGCGCUGCCGCUGCAGGCAGCCGGCUGCGCCGGACGGCCUCUGGGCUAUUACGCCGAUCCCUCGGGCUGGGGGGCCCGCAGUCCCCCGCAGUACUGCAGCAAAUCGGGCUCCGUGCUCUCCUGCUGGCCCAACAGCGCGGCGGCGGCGGCGCGCAUGGCUGCCGGCAACCCCUACCUCGGGGAGGAGGCGGAAAGCCUGCCCCCCGAGCGGUCCCCCUUGCCAGGCGCCGAGGACUCCAAGCCCAAAGAUUUGUCCGACUCCAGCUGGAUCGAGACCCCGUCGUCCAUUAAGUCCAUCGACUCCACCGAUUCUGGGAUUUACGAGCAGGCCAAAAGGAGGCGGAUCUCCCCUUCGGACACCCCGGUGUCUGAGAGCUCCUCGCCCCUCAAGAGCGAGGUACUCACCCAGCGGGACUGCGAAAAGACCUGCGCCAAGGACAUCGGCUACUACGGCUUCUACUCGCACAGCUAG
Messenger RNA from Calypte anna (Anna's hummingbird), 2118 nucleotides. It is a transcript of the gene TBR1, whose product is annotated as T-box brain transcription factor 1. Gene Ontology annotation, biological process: regulation of transcription by RNA polymerase II; cell fate specification; regulation of neuron projection development. The coding region runs from base 82 to 2118 and encodes 678 amino acids. NCBI's taxonomy places the organism in Eukaryota, Metazoa, Chordata, Aves, Apodiformes, Trochilidae. Gene Ontology annotation, cellular component: nucleus. The transcript has 6 exons. The record is from RefSeq and is a predicted model, not a curated record. Gene Ontology annotation, molecular function: DNA-binding transcription factor activity, RNA polymerase II-specific; RNA polymerase II cis-regulatory region sequence-specific DNA binding.